Molecule: messenger RNA, 2153 nt
Organism: Poecile atricapillus (Black-capped chickadee)
Lineage: Eukaryota; Metazoa; Chordata; Aves; Passeriformes; Paridae
Product: potassium channel subfamily K member 17-like
Exons: 5
Coding region: 1-915 (304 amino acids)
Biological process (GO): stabilization of membrane potential; potassium ion transmembrane transport
Cellular component (GO): membrane
Molecular function (GO): potassium ion leak channel activity
Source: RefSeq, a predicted model, not a curated record
AUGGUGGCGGCGCGGCAGCGGCGGCGCUGGGGCGUGCCGAUGCUGCUGGCGGCAUACGUGGGUUACCUGGGGCUGGGCGCCGCAGUGCUGCAGGCGCUGGAGCGGCCGGCCGAGGUGCAGGCGGCCCAGCACCUCCUCCGGGAGCACUGGGAGCUGCUGACCAACCACACCUGCCUGCAGGGGCUCGCCCUGCAGCGGCUCAUCGAGGGUAUCAUCCAAGCGUACAAGAGUGGCAUAACCCUCCAGGGAAACACCACUAGCCUGGGCAGGUGGGACUACAGUGGGUCUUUCUUCUUCUCCAUCUCUGCAAUAACAACCAUUGGCUAUGGGAACCUGAGCCCCAGCACUGUGGUUGGGCGAAUCUUCUGCAUCGUGUUUGCACUUUUUGGGAUCCCCUUGAACCUUGUACUCCUGAAUGAAAUUGGGCAGCUCAUGCUGCUUGGGGUUCAGCAUUGUGCUCAUCGCCUAGAGGAGGUAUUUCACUGGCAGAAUAAGGCUUCCUUCCUGAUGAAGACCUGUGCACUGGUAACUGGCUUGUUAUUGUUCCUCCUGCUACCUCCCUUGUUAUUCUCUGACAAAGAAGGCUGGUCUUAUGAAGAAGGCUUCUACUAUUCCUUCAUUACCCUCAGCACUAUAGGGUUUGGAGACUAUGUGAUUGGGAUGAACCCAGAUCGCACCUAUCCAAGCUGGUACAAGAAUGUAAUCUCUCUGUGGAUCCUCUUUGGGAUGGCCUGGCUAGCACUGGUUAUCAAAUUUUGCAUCAACAUUCUAGAGAGCUCCAGUGACUUCUGUCAAUGCCACAAGCAGAACACAGAGAUGGAAGAAGAUUUCAUGGAUGGUAACAAAAAUAGUAUGACUGGACUUCAAAAUGCAGAGAUCAGCAGUAACAAAGACAAAAAUGAAGGAACCAGUUGAAUUCCACUCUUACACAGCUCCUACAGAAGCCCUCUAGAGAAGAAAAAUACCCUUGGUGUUCUGUAGGUUUUAGUGCACCAAAGAUGAAUCAUUUAGAAAUGUGUAAGUGGAGCUGCCCUGACCUGUGAAUGGGGUGAAUGUUUGCUUAUUGAGCUUGAAAUGCUUUUAUUCUGAAUUGAGCAAUGACAGGAUGUUUCAUUUGCAGCACCACCAAAUAUUACCAAUAGGAUUUUUAUCCAAAAGUAGAUUUAUGGAAAUAUUACCUGCUCUCCCACCUCAGUCUAUGAAGUAAUCUUUGACAUCGCUGAGCAACAUUAGCUGCUGUCCAUUUCUAAGCAUGAUUCCUGCAGCCUCUAGUUAUAUGUAUGGCAUUUUGCAAAUGCCACAGUCAUGAGAGCCAUUUAAUGCAGGGAACAAAUAGCAUAUUGCUAAAAGAAAUUAAAAGCACUGUUUAAAGCUAUCUGGCAGUCAUGGCAAAUAUGCACCAUCACCUAUAUAGUCGUACUUGUGAAAGGUGGUAACCAGGUGCCUGAUAGAAACAGAUCAUUCCAUUUUUUAAAAUUAAUUUCUAUAUCAGAGGUCUGCUAACAGAGAUUGGGUAGGCUAUUCCUUACUUCAGAACUUGUGGGUUCAUCCUUUGAAAUAUUUUGCAGGCCAAAUGUCAUCAGCUAAACAUGACAGUUCAUUUAGAUAGAUGUGUAUUUUGCCACAUCUUGGAAGCUGGAAAAGGACUAGAGGUAAUUUUAAGAGUCAGUGGUUCCAACCUUUUCCUACUGCCAAUAUUAACAAAGGCUACUUCAGUCUAGAAGCAGACUGAUUUUUCUUCAACUAUGAUCAAGUGAUGUUGUUGUGAUGAACUUCUCAUGUCAUGAAUGAUUAGUGUACCUGUUCUAACAUGUUACAUAUAAUCACAAUUGGUUUUCAUCUGCAGAAUGCCAGACAUAGUUAUUUGACCUUCGUGUCUGUCAUGAAACUGACACAAAGGAACUUGGUUGGGUGUUUUUAGUUCCAUUAAAUUCUGAAAAAUCUUUUGAUACAUUAUGCUAUUUAUAAAGGUGCAACAGAGUCUAACUUCUGGUGCUGUUUGUAUUCCAUUACCUGUUCUUCUCAUUUUGUUAUUCCUGUUGUGCUAUUUGUGUCCUGUGCAUUAACUUUGGAAACUUCACCAUGACAGCAAACCAGAAUGAAGCAUUUGGUUGAGCCUUCAGCUUUUGCAGUGAACCAAGAUUCCACAAGGU